Messenger RNA from Macrosteles quadrilineatus (aster leafhopper), 850 nucleotides. RefSeq lists its product as uncharacterized. NCBI's taxonomy places the organism in Eukaryota, Metazoa, Arthropoda, Insecta, Hemiptera, Cicadellidae. Bases 75 to 761 code for a protein of 228 amino acids. The transcript is spliced from 4 exons. The record is from RefSeq and is a predicted model, not a curated record.
UGUGGAUAUGUGAAGAUGAUUAUAAUAAGGAGCAGCAUGGUGAAAUACUUCAAAGAGCUAGGAACGCACCGGCAAUGACAAAGGCAGCACCAUUUUAUCAGGGGACAGAAAACAAGAAGUCACAAACUGGUGUAGAUGUGAGGCCAAUAACAAACCAAUGGAGAGGAAACCAGGGGCCACAAACUUGUGUUGAUGUGAGGCCAAUAUCAAACCCAUGGACAGGAAACCAGGGGCCACAAACUUGUGGUGAUGUGAGGCCAAUACCAAACCCAUGGACAGGAAAACAGGGGCCACAAACCUGUGCUGAUGUGAGGCCAAUACCAAACCCAUGGACAGGAAACCAGAGGCCACACACUUGUGUUGAUGUAAGGCAACUACCAAACCCAUGGACAGGAAACCAGGGGCCACAAACUUGUGUUGAUGUGAGGCCGAUACCAAACCCAUGGACAGGAAACCAGAGGCCACACACUUGUGUUGAUGUGAGGCCAUUACCAAACCCAUGGACAGGAAACCAGGGGCCACAAACCUGUGCUGAUGUGAGGCCAUUACCAAACCCAUGGACAGGAAACCAGGGGCCACAAACCUGUGCUCAUGUGAGGCCAAUACCAAACCCAUGGACAGGAAACCAGAGGCCACACACUUGUGUUGAUGUAAGGCAACUACCAAACCCAUGGACAGGAAACCAGGGGCCACACACUUGUGUUGAUGUAAGGCAAUUACCAAACCCAUGGACAGGAAACCAGAGGAAACCAGACUUAUAACCUUCAAAGGUCCUAAAUAGUUGCAGGUCUCAGUAUCACAAUGUUUGCACUAAUAUAAGUGGAAAAUGUACACAUAAAAGUGGUUUUUC